AGAGUACGAAAUUAAAAAGCAUGUGGUAAAUGGGGUAUGCUGAUAUAGACCUUCAUUGAAGCCUCUUUAAUUUCUUCAUACACAGUACUGUUUCUAUUGCUUAUCUUUUCUUGGUUCUAACUCUCCACAAAUGAUAUUCUUGUUUCCCAUCAUGUUAAACAUGAUCUCCACAAACCCAAAAUCAACAUCACACUAACUAGUUUGAAUGCACUAUUUUUUUUGCCAAAUACGUUGUACCCUUCGUUUUCAGGGUCGGCCUAAACUUCAAUUUCAUUUUCUUCACACUUGUGGGUAUUCAAAAUUGGUGUUCUACUCAUCAUUCAUUUAAAGAAACUUUCCACUCUAAUUGAGUCCCUAAAAACCAAAAAAAACAUCCAGAACAGGUAGUUUUCUGAUCACGAAGCAGAGGUGCCUUUAAUCUAUGGGGUACCCUUUUAAUUUCUAGGGUACCCAUGUUGAUACUUUGAUGCUAUUACAUGGGUCUUCAUGAAUAUGUGAAGCCUCUGGAGUUAAUAUCUUUUCAGAAGUCUAAAAAUCCAUUGUGAAGCAUAUGGGUUUUGGCCUUUUGGGUCAACACUGGUCUUCUUCCCUGUUUAUAAAGUUUGAAGCUUCAACCAUGAAAUCCAUUGCCACAAUGAGAUUGCCCCUUUUGAUAUUAAUCCUUUUCAAUAGUGCUUGUGUGUAUUGCCAAAGGCCUGCUGUUAUAAAUAUAGGUGCACUUUUAACUUUCAAUUCGGUGAUUGGUAGAGCUGCGAAGGCGGCCAUGGAAGCUGCCGUCUCCGAUAUCAAUUUGGACCCGAGUGUUCUCAAUGGCACUCAAUUGAAGUUAAUCACGGAGGAUACAAAUUGUAGUGUGUUUAUGGGUUCCAUUGGAGCAUUUCAGGUGAUCGAGAAACAAGUAGUGGCAAUAAUUGGCCCACAGUCCUCCGCAAUAGCUCAUAUGAUUUCUCAUAUAGCUAAUGGUCUCCGAGUGCCUCUUAUCUCAUAUGCUGCCACUGAUCCAACUCUGUCUGCCCUUCAGUUCCCUUACUUCCUCCGAACCACGCAAAGCGACUCCUACCAAAUGGCUGCCAUGGCUGAUUUGAUCAACUUUUAUGGGUGGAAGGAGGUUAUUGCCAUCUUUGUGGAUGAUGACUAUGGGAGAAGUGGAGUAUCUGCUUUAGGUAAUGAGCUUGGGAAGAAAAUGUCAAAGAUUUCUUAUAAGUUGCCAUUACCCACCCAAUUUGAUCUUGGUUACGUAACUGACAUGCUCAAUAAAACCAAAUUGCUUGGACCUCGUGUUUAUGUGGUUCAUAUUAAUCCUGACCUGGAGUUGAGAAUCUUUAGUAUAGCUCAAAAGCUUCAUAUGUUGACCAGCAAUUAUGUGUGGCUUGCAACGGAUUCGCUUUGUGCCACUUUAGAUUCAUUCUCCCCUGUGAAUCGAGCUUCUCUGCAAAUCCUCAAAGGUGUAGUUGCACUUCGUCAACAUAUUCCACAGACCACCCAGAUUAAGGCCUUUGUGUCUCGUUGGAGAAAAAUGCAGCAAAAAGGAUUAGUACAUUCUGGGUUGAAUGCAUAUGGACUGUAUGCUUAUGACACAGUGUGGGCAGUUGCACAUUCAGUUGAUAAAUUUUUAGACAAGCACGGGAAUAUAACAUUUUCUUUCGAUGAUAAUUUACAUGGUAUGGAAGCAACUAAAAUGCAGCUUGAGAAUCUCAAAGUUUUUGAUGGCGGUCAACUUCUAGUCAAGAUAUUGUUGCAGACAAAUUUCACUGGUUUGACAGGCCGGGUUCAAUUUAAUGCAAAUAGGAACCUUGUGAUUGGUGGGUAUGAUGUCAUUAAUUUUGGGCAGAUGGCAAUUCACAGAGUUGGUUAUUGGUCUAAUUAUUCAGGUUUCUCUGUUUUACCCCCCGAAGCUCUAAAAGGUGAACAAGUAAGCUCUUCCCGUCUAGAUCAGAAGCUUGGUAAUAUUACCUGGCCUGGUGGAAAGACGGAAAAGCCACGUGGAUGGGUGAUUGCUGAGGAUGAAAAGCCAUUGAGAAUUGGAGUACCAAAUAGAGCCAGUUUUAAAGAUUUUGUGACAGGUUUUAACCACAGCCACAAAAUAGAAGGAUAUUGUAUUGACGUGUUUGAGGAAGCACGAAAACUAGUCCCAUAUGCUGUUCCUUACAUAUUUGAGCCUUUUGGGGAUGGUCAGUCCAAUCCCAAUUAUGAUGAGCUUGUGAAGAUGGUUGCAGAUGAUGUGCUUGAUGCAGCAGUUGGGGACAUUACAAUUGUUAUGAACAGGACAAAGAUUGUUGAUUUUACUCAGCCUUAUGUUGCCAGUGCUCUCGUUGUAGUGGUCCCCAUCAGGAAUUCAACAUCAAGUGGUUGGGUUUUCCUCAAACCAUUUACAGUGCAGUUGUGGUGUGCCACUGCAGCUUCUUUUGUGAUGAUUGCAGCGGUUAUUUGGAUUCUUGAACAUCGUGUCAAUGAUGACUUUCGUGGUCCUCCUAGGAAACAGCUUAUAACAAUGUGCUUGUUCAGCUUCUCAACUCUGUUCAAGACAAAUAAGGAUACAGUUAGUGCACUUGGACGGAUGGUAAUGGUGGUAUGGCUUUUCUUGCUGAUGGUGCUCACAUCAAGCUAUACAGCAAGCUUAACUUCAAUUCUUACAGUCCAGCAGCUUUCCUCAUCCAUCACGGGGAUCGAUAGCUUGAUUACAAGCGAUUGGCCUAUUGGGUAUCAAGUAGGGUCAUUUUCUUAUAGCUAUUUUACAGACAUUCUUAACAUACCUCGUUCAAGACUUGUAGAACUUGGCUCCCCAGAAGAAUAUGAGAGAGCAUUGCGACAAGGACCUAGUAAUGGAGGGGUGGCAGCUAUUGUAGAUGAGAUAACAUAUGUGGAGUUAUUUCUGUCAAAGCAGACUGAUUUUGGAAUUGUUGGGCAACCAUUCGCAUGGAGGGGAUGGGGAUUUGCUUUUCAAAGAGACUCUCCGCUUGCUGUUGACAUGUCAACGGCAAUCCUUAAACUGGCUGAGAACGGAAGACUUCAGGAGAUCAACGAGAAGUGGUUUUGUAAGACAGGUUGUUCUGCAGAGAGGAUAGGAAGCUCUCAGCCUAAUCAGCUCCACUUGAAUAGCUUCUGGGCUCUCUAUGUUUUAUGCGGUGGUUUUGCUCUCACUGCCUUAAUCCUGUUUUUGCUUCGUACUGUUCGCCAAUAUAUCCGGUACAAAUUGAGUCAGAUGGACCAUUCUACUCCUUCCUCCUCAGUAUCAUUAAGCACCCGUUGUUCUCAUGCCAUUUAUAGCUUCGUUCACUUCAUUGAUGAGAAGGAAGAAGCUAUCAAAAAAAAAUUUACCCAGCGUGACAACCCUCAACCCCAAACAAGCUGAUCAAUCAUGUUUUACAUUCACAAAAGGGUUCGAAGGGGCGGUCUAUUUUGUUAGAGCAAUUUGAAUAUUUUGGUGUAAAAAUGAAUACCAGUUUGUAGAUGACAAGUUUAGUACAUUUUUAAGUAGCAUAAUGAAGCAUGUAAAUAUAUAUAUAUAUAUAAACAGUGCAAUAUAUAGUUCUUCAUAUUGAUAUUUAUUUUUCUUCUGCUCCA
Molecule: messenger RNA, 3564 nt
Organism: Cornus florida
Lineage: Eukaryota; Viridiplantae; Streptophyta; Magnoliopsida; Cornales; Cornaceae
Product: glutamate receptor 3.7
Exons: 6
Coding region: 551-3352 (933 amino acids)
Biological process (GO): G protein-coupled receptor signaling pathway
Cellular component (GO): plasma membrane
Molecular function (GO): glutamate-gated receptor activity; G protein-coupled receptor activity
Source: RefSeq, a predicted model, not a curated record